Messenger RNA from Trichoderma citrinoviride, 555 nucleotides. RefSeq lists its product as hypothetical. The transcript has 2 exons. NCBI's taxonomy places the organism in Eukaryota, Fungi, Ascomycota, Sordariomycetes, Hypocreales, Hypocreaceae. The record is from RefSeq and is a predicted model, not a curated record. The coding region runs from base 1 to 555 and encodes 184 amino acids.
AUGUACGCAAGCAAUCGGGCAACGGUGAGCAGCGUGCCGCUGAUGCAGGGGGGUAACCUGAGGCUGAAUUCGUACCUGGACACUUCCGUCGGCCUGGAAGUGUUGAAGGCACGAGCGGAGCUGCGCUGGGGGAUCCCUGAGUGCUUCACCAUGAUGGAGAUGCGACGGAACGGACCCAUCCCCGCCUUGGCUUCAUGCGAAGACGCGCACCGGUCACAAUUGAUCACCACUGGCUGUCUUCCCCGUGUCGACGAGACGGGUGCUGCUAAUCACGGACCCUUGGGCACCUCUGUCUGGCAAGGCCCUACCAAGAUUGCAAGGCUCUCGCUGCAGCAGGGCCUGGCCACGCCAGACCGGGGGGCCAUGCCUGUCCCCCAGGGCCAGACUAGGCCUCAGCCAGACGUUUCACGACUGCUGUCCGGCCCGGAGAGCCAGUCCGUGGUGAUCAAGAAGGAAUCCCAGGGACCCUCGCCCGCUGUCCUCUGUUGUUUCUCGAUGGCCUCAAACUCCGUUUCUCUCCAGAGGGGGAAGUGGAUGGUAGCGGUAUUGUACUAA